Molecule: messenger RNA, 975 nt
Organism: Symbiodinium natans
Lineage: Eukaryota; Dinophyceae; Suessiales; Symbiodiniaceae
Source: the annotation of a GenBank genome assembly
AUGCCAACUGAAUGGUGCAGGGGCUGCUGGUGCACAGCAGACCAGGACUCCCACUUCUUGCAGGGCUACUGCAGCAGAUGCUGGCAGCAGUGGUCUGAGGCCCAGCCUCGAACGCGAGAGUCCAACGACCGGCGCUGCUUCCGCGUUGACCGGGUGGCCAUCGGCGAGCUCCAGUUCUCUCAGGCAACCAUUUCGGGAAGCUUCAAAGAUGGCCGACCUUUGGAUGAGACCGUCGCAGUGCUCCGCAAGAACUCAGACCUGGUGCACAAGAUUCCUCUCAUCAACGUGGUCCGUCACGAGGGAAAGUUCGUGUCCAUGGAUAAUAGACGGCUUUACACCUUCCGGAUGGCAUUUGACGACGACCACGAGGUCCCAGUCAGGCUUUUCGAGGAUAAGGCGGCCUAUGGCGCUGAAGACUUCGACCGGAAAGCGACCUCCAUUUGUGGGGGACAUAUGGUCGAUGUGCGCGAUAUGGAUGGCAUGCAGGAGCACCUGGAGCAUGUGGAGUUGCCUCAAAAUGCCAAGAGCCUCGUGUGGGGCAGCCUGCAGCAGGUCAAGGCUUCCACUGGUGCUCGCCUUCGGGUGUUCGAGGACAAGGUGGUGAUCUCCGGCAGCCGGCGGCAGGUGGAGGAGGGCAUCCGGAGCAUUCAGAGGAUUCUGAGCACUUUUGCCUCCCAGAGCGUGUUGCUGCACGACUACAGGGCGAAGGAGGCGGUGAAGCGUGCGAGCGCUACAGAGUGGAAGUGGAGCCAUCCCAGCGUUUGCCUUCAGUUUGCGCAGUCUGAUGAAGGUGAGCUGUGGGUCAGCCUUGGCGGCAAGCAGGAAGAGGUGGAGGCCGUGAAGCUCCUCGCCAUGGCAAUUGUGGAAGAGACGGCUCGAGUUUGGGAACAGGCGCCGGUGUCAAUGAUAAGAAGCUGCGACGCUGCGAAGGCCUAUACCCGCAGCUCACUGGCAAGCCUCUUGGCCUAUACAUGA